UAUAUAGAUUAUUUUUAAUUCGAUGUUUAUAAUAUAUAUUUUAAAUCGUUGAAAGUUGGCUGAAAAUGGGCGAUUCAACAGACAUAUUACCUGAUUCAAAACAUGUAGCUGUAACUGAUAAGACUAAUACAGUUGAAAACAAUGAAACAUCAGGAAGUACUGAUAUAAUGAAUGAAGUAAACGAGUUAUACAAUGAAUUGGAAGAAUUAUAUGACUCGUUGACAAACAAUUACGCUAUAAGAAGCAAUAACGGAUGUGUUGGUAAUGACAGACCUAUCGGAGGGGAAAUCCCACUUGUGAACAAUUAUAACUCAGGUUUAAUUCCGGAUGAGAGAAUAACCGAGCUUUACUUUAAUAAACUAAAUGAGAAGAACAAAUUGAUAUACUGUAACAAUAAACUGAAUGAACUAAAGUCACUUUUAGAGGGAGAGAGUGAACCAGAACAGGUGGUUAAGAAGAACGGUGUGGCUUGGGAGAUUGACGAUAAUUAUCUGAAACAAUUUGAGCUAAAGAUGAAUAUUAAAAAACAAGAAGAACUCAUCAAUAGUAGGCUAAACAACAUCAACCACAAUAAAUUAGUGGUUUCAGACUACUACAAACUACAUCAAAUGAACAAAAACAACCAACCCCCUGAUUUUCUUCCACCUACUAAGCAACAUUCCACUCCUCUUAAUGGUGCUAAGGAAAAUAAAUUAACUCAAACUAAUGAUAAACUCCCUAAAACUGUUCUUACUCCUCUCAAACAACCCAAUGUAACUCCAACUAAUAAUAUUGGGAACAAUGCUAGGAAUAACACAGUUCCUCUUAUCGUCAAACAUCCUCAAAAUCCAAAUUAUAAAUUGGCCAAUGGUCUAAUACUAGGAAGUAAAUUAAAGAAUUUAAACCUAAUGAACACCGUAAACAAUGAUAACAUGGUAUAUGUUAAGGGAAAUAUCAUGUACAAGCCUAAUAAGCCUUCUUAUAUCACUGGAAACAUAAAAUUGCAUCCUCCCGCCACCAACAAUCUUUCUGUUGAUAAGAUUUUCAAGAAAAAAGAAGACCUUGAUAAUAAGGGCUCUCAUACUGUUGAUAGUGAAUGUGUUACCACUCCUGAUUCUGAACACGAAAUUGCCAACGGUUCAGACUACUACAAAUUUAAUACAAUAGAUGACCUAAUAAAAUACGAAAAUGAUCAAUACUAUGGCAAUUCUAUGGGCCCUUUGCCUGUAAUAAACGACCUUAAUGAAAGUCAAUUAUCUAACGAAAACAAGGUAAAAAUGUGUAAACACAAGAAGAAAAGGAAGAAGCAUAAUGUUCACUGUAAAUAUUAUAAAGGUCGGUCCAGUGUAAGUACUGCUUCUACAAGUAUAGAAAAUGACAAAAUGCCAAUCAAUCGUGAAGUAUUUUACAACACGAGGGUCAUUUACAGCUAAUUUUAAUAUAUUU
Messenger RNA from Theileria parva strain Muguga, 1425 nucleotides. RefSeq lists its product as uncharacterized. The coding region runs from base 66 to 1412 and encodes 448 amino acids. The transcript has a single exon. The record is from RefSeq and is a predicted model, not a curated record. NCBI's taxonomy places the organism in Eukaryota, Apicomplexa, Aconoidasida, Piroplasmida, Theileriidae.